This is a messenger RNA of Aspergillus sclerotioniger CBS 115572, 1391 nucleotides long. RefSeq lists its product as uncharacterized. The coding region runs from base 234 to 947 and encodes 237 amino acids. Gene Ontology annotation, molecular function: acyltransferase activity, transferring groups other than amino-acyl groups. The transcript has 2 exons. The record is from RefSeq and is a predicted model, not a curated record. Lineage: Eukaryota; Fungi; Ascomycota; Eurotiomycetes; Eurotiales; Aspergillaceae.
GGCCUCGCGAUAGUUUCACUUCCUACUAGCUUUCAGCCACAAGAAGCACUUCUGAUAACGAACUAACCAGGCCACAACUUUUCUGCCAGUUUGCUCAAAGGACACUUGUUUCUAACGGAGUAUCGGGGCUUACAAAGGGCCUCAUUUUGCGCUUCUUGCCAAAAGGAAGUUCCCUCUACACCGCCAUCUCCUCACCUUAGCCGAAACAGCUCCAAGUCAACACUGCAUUCACCAUGGCACCACUCGAAAAGCCGGGAUUCCGGGUAAGCCCUGUACCCGCAACGGAGGAAGGCGCUCGCACCAUCUGGGACAUCGAGAUGGCCGCGCAGAACGAUAGCAACAGGAAGAACAACAGCGUAAUCGGGGCCUUGCUCUGGCCACCCCACCUUCAGCCCAAGGUCGAGGCCCCAACUAGAGCAUCGGAUGGACAAGACGACGAGAUCCGCCGCAUGAUCCCGAUGCUCGGCGAAUCCAAGAAUACUUACCUGCUGGUCACCGAUGAGGCCACCAAUAAGCCAGUCGCGUAUACCUGGUGGGCUCAUAACAAGGGCCAGACUAAGGCUCAGUGGGAUGAGGGAUAUGCCAACCGAUAUCGUCCGCCUACGAUGAAUGGCGCGCUGAUGGAUGCUACCGGGGGAGCCCGUUAUCUGAAACGGGCGGCAUUAUUGGGGGACAAGGACUUCUUUCAAUUGAAAGAACUAUAUGUUCUUCCAGAAUUUCAGCGUCAGGGUCUCGGAGGCCUGCUGGUAGGAUGGGGGGUUCGGAAAGCAGAUGAACUUGGCUUGCCUGCCUACACCGAGGCCUCUCCGGAAGGGUUGGGACUAUAUCUGAAGCAUGGAUUCCAGGAAGUUGAUCGAGUGACGGUUGACUUGGAGGAAUGGGGUGGCCCAAAGGGGGAUAUUAGCUCCUAUGGGAUUUUGUACCGAGAGCCCCAGCCGGUUAACUGAUGCUGCUGCAAAGGAGAUCUGUGACUUAUAGUCGUCCAAUAACAAAGGAUAAAAGGGGGUUUCGGUGUCGUCAUUUGUGACUUUUCUCUCUGUGGCUCUCGUAAGCUAACAAGUGGCAGGGCUACCUAUGAGAGAACGGCAGUGUCCAGAUCUACACCAGCCGUGAGCACUUUGACUCCUAUCCCGCCACCGGGGCUUUGAAUGCAGUUUGUGCCGCGCACCUCCUGAAAUAAAACAGGAACCAGAUGAUCAGCUCCAGGAUCAUCCGAGCAGCAGACUGGAGAUGGCCGAGGCUCUGAUUAAUCUGUCUCAGCAGGAGCGGUCAUACAAGCCACUUGGCAUUGCUUGUCAAGCUGCAGCCUUGGCUUUCUGCGUAGGAUAGCGUUGGAAUAUCAUCAAGUAUGCAAGGCUGGGUGUCGAAUUGAUGAUGGGAUUUUGCAAAGC